AUUUAAUGUCUAUAUAAGUACGUAUAUUCCGAUUAUAAAUUUUAAUUGCAACGGUCAACAUGAAACAAAACCUAACAUUUGCUACUCUUUGGCCAGAUGAUAAUGAUUUCAUGUCAAUCGUUCAUCCACAUUGGCAUAAAUUUACUCAACCUGAUCCAUUGUAUUACUAUCUAGUAGGAAUUUAUAUUGGUAUUGUUGGUAUAUUAGCAGUAAUUGGAAAUUCUUUGGUAAUUACAUUAUUUCUUUUAUGUAAACAAUUACGAACACCACCAAAUAUGCUAAUAGUUAAUUUAGCUAUCUCUGAUUUUUCUUUUGCACUUAUCAAUGGUUUCCCACUAAAAACAAUCGCUUCAUUUAAUCAACGUUGGGGAUGGGGUAAAUUAGCUUGUGAGUUAUAUGGAUUUGCUGGUUCAAUAUUUGGAUUUAUCUCAUUAACAACAAUGGCUUUUAUUGCUUUGGAUAGAUAUUUAGUAAUUUCACAACCAUUUAAAACAUUUUCACGUAUCACUUAUGGAAAAGUUAUAGUUAUGAUUUUUAUCACAUGGAUAUGGUCAGCAUUAUGGUCAAUUCCACCAUUUUUCGGUUAUGGAAGUUAUAUACCUGAAGGUUUUCAUACAUCUUGUACUUUUGAUUACUUAUCAACUGACAUACGGAACUUAAUAUUUAAUGCAGGAUUAUACAUAUUGGGAUUUCUUUGUCCUGUAUUUAUUAUAAUCUUCAGUUACUAUCAAAUUGUUAAAACAGUUCGACUCAAUGAAUUAGAAUUAAUGAAAAUGGCACAAUCAUUAAAUGCACAAAAUCCAUCGGCUAUGAAAACAGGUGAUAAGAAGGCAGAUAUUGAAGCUGCGAAAACGUCUAUUAUUCUUGUUCUUCUCUAUUUAAUGUCAUGGUCUCCUUAUGCCAUUGUGUGCUUAAUGACACUGGUUGGAAGUAGAGAUUCGUUAACUCCAUUUCACUCUGAGCUCCCUGUGUUAUUUGCAAAAACAUCUGCUGUAUACAAUCCUAUUGUAUAUGCAGUCAAACAUCCUAAAUUUCGUUCAGAAAUCGAGAAACGUUUUCCAUUUCUUAUUUGUUGUUGCCCACCUAAACCAAAGGAGCGAUUACAAAAUACAAUAGUAUCAAAAAUCCAGGUUUCACAGAUUGGAAUUGGUACUGCCAGUCGGAGUAAUGAAAAUACACUGAACACAGUAAAACAAGAAAAUUAACAAACGUUAAAAAUUUGUCACAGCCACAUUAAAAUGAAUCUAUGAAAACUGGCUUAAGGCAUAAAAUAAUGAUUAGAAUAAGGAAAACCAUAGUAUCUCAUUAUGUUACAAGUUAUUAUUAAAAGAUGAAUAAUUUUUUAUCUGAUAUUAUCAUUUCUGUUUAGUAUUUAAUUCAUUAACUAAUAGCAGUGACCAUUUUAUUUUAUCUCUUUACAUUAAUCUACGUUUUAACAUUGAUUUA
Schistosoma intercalatum is the source of this 1446-nucleotide messenger RNA. NCBI's taxonomy places the organism in Eukaryota, Metazoa, Platyhelminthes, Trematoda, Strigeidida, Schistosomatidae. The record is from the annotation of a GenBank genome assembly.